GGGGGCGGGGGGGGGGGACACUCCACCUGGAUGAGAGUCACCUGCGGUGAGCCUCACACUCUCGGAAGACGCCUCGCCGAGAGGAGCCUCAGGGGGGAGGACUUCAUUUCGUUUUUUUUUUCCUCAUUCCGCCCCGCCGGAGGCGAUUUUCAUUCCAACCCAAAUCCAGGAUUCGAUCAAAGACGAUUGCAUUUGUCUCUCGAGCGGACGGCAAAUGCAACAUGAUGCUCCUUUCUGCUGUGCUGAAUCGUGUCUUGUAGUAUUUUAUUCCCAGCCGAGCCAGAGCGAGAUAGCGCGAGGAUUUGAUUUUUUUUUUUUCCAUUCCCCACGCAUUUUUUUUUCUACUCAAAGUACAACGAUGCUUCUCAGCAGGAUUUUGUUUUUCGCUCUGAUCUGUCUCGGUUCUUCUGCUGCUUUCCGUAAUUCAGGUUGUAUGGGAGAGGAGUGCCACAAAGGCCCGACUCCUCCAUUCCCUCUGUUGCCCCCCGCUGAGGUCAAAUCCCAGGAGCCCUCUCAAGACUUCCUUGAUCAAUUUGCCCAAGGUAACUCGCCAAACAACGGGGACCGUAAACACCGCGAUGCCAACGCCGUCAUGCCCUUCGUCGGCCUCACCAACAGUGCCGAGCAGAGUCGAAGCUGCUGUAAGAAUGGAGGAACCUGCAUUCUGGGCAGUUUCUGUGCUUGUCCUCCUUUCUUUACUGGUCGCAGCUGCGAGUACAACCAGCGCAUCAGGCGCUGUGGUCCGGUUCCACAUGGCGAAUGGGUGCGCAAGGGCUGCUCAUACUGUCGUUGCGGGUACGGUUUGCUGCACUGCUUUCCCCGCGUCUUCCACAAAGACUGCGAUGACUCCGAGGAGGUGCAGUGGUACCAUUCGUCUGCUGUCGGGGUACUUGAGUACAGCCGCGUGCUGAGUCUGACGCCGCUUCUACUGCGUCUCCUCUUAUGAUGGGAGACGGAUCGAUCGAUACGAUGGAUGUCCGCAUCAAAUCUGUUUUUAAAAAUAUUUAUUUGAUUCAAAGUGUCAUUCACAGAAGAAUGAAAAGCAGCUCUGGAAAACUGGAAGCCAGACGUUGUUCCUGAUGAGUGAACUCUUUCAAACUGCCUGAUGAGUAGCCAUAAAGUUCGGCGACCGCUAUGUUUUAUGGCCCGCCGAGCUGCCGGAUGACGCUGACGGACAUUUUGGGCAGGCAAGGCCGGGCGAUUAAUAUUAGGAAGUGCUUCUCAAUCACGGGCUUUCUAAAUUUCAUUUGUGAACGGAAAUGAACACGCAAUGUUUUAUUCCCGGACAAUUUUUUUUUUGGGGCGGGGGGGGGAUGUCAUUGCCAGCCCAAAAAAAAUACCCAUUCACUAACACAAAGUAGUGUAAGAACUACUUACUGGUAGUUAUGACUUUUUUUGUUUUGUUUACACACUUAAUAGUAUUUCAAAGAGUAAGCAUUUGGCAAAUUCCGAGCUCUUUCCCCAUGCAGGCGUCCCUUCCUCCUCCUCUUAUCUAAUUUUCAGUGACAAGUCUCUUAUCUCCAGUUUGGUGAUGGCGCUUGAAUUGAAUCUCUGUUGCCUUCUUAUCUUAAACACGCGCAUCAGUUGUUGCUCUGCUUGUUGGCACGCUCGGUCUUAUCUUUACUUCAAUAAUGACGAAUAAAUGCAAAAGGUCACACGUGUGGCCCACAAUCGUGUGAA
Messenger RNA from Hippocampus zosterae (dwarf seahorse), 1680 nucleotides. It is a transcript of the gene tdgf1, whose product is annotated as teratocarcinoma-derived growth factor 1. The transcript has 6 exons. The coding region runs from base 215 to 946 and encodes 243 amino acids. Lineage: Eukaryota; Metazoa; Chordata; Actinopteri; Syngnathiformes; Syngnathidae. The record is from RefSeq and is a predicted model, not a curated record.